This is a messenger RNA of Contarinia nasturtii (swede midge), 1062 nucleotides long. RefSeq lists its product as uncharacterized. Bases 1 to 1062 code for a protein of 353 amino acids. NCBI's taxonomy places the organism in Eukaryota, Metazoa, Arthropoda, Insecta, Diptera, Cecidomyiidae. The record is from RefSeq and is a predicted model, not a curated record. The transcript is spliced from 2 exons. Gene Ontology annotation, biological process: neurogenesis. Gene Ontology annotation, cellular component: cytosol.
AUGGCUUUGGGAAUUCCUGCGGAAGAUUCGUCGGAAAACCAAUCAAAACCAAUUACGCCGAGUGCACCGCCAUUGAAAUCCUUGAUAUCGGUGGAUACAAAUGCAACCCAAUUCGUUGUUGCACUAGAUGUUUCAACGACCGCACUCCGUGCUAGCGAACGUUUGCGUCGUAUUAUAAACGAAAAAAUCAAUUGUGACAUUAUAAGCGACGUCACCGAAGCUGAAUUUCGACAAAUGAUUGAAUUUCUUGAAGUAAAAAAAUUACAAUUUAAAGAUCAAAAUCAUCGAUUGCAAAUGUUUAAUGUGGCCAAACGAUAUAAUUGUGCUGACAUGCAAAUAUAUUGUUUGCGUGAAGUUGAUGCCAAUUUGGAUGUAUCAAAUGUAAUCACUGUCUAUCGUACGCUAUGUUUUAACGGUUCAAUCACAUCGCACAAGGAUUCAAUCGAUCGCAAACAGACCAAUUUCAAAAAAUUCAACUACACACCCGAAGAAUUUCUCACAUAUUUGGUAUUCAAUGUUUUGCAGUUUAUCAAUAUGAAUGCGGACAAUGUUCUCUUAUCGGAAGGUAUUGAUGGGCUUCGAUUCAAAGAAUUUAAAAAUAUUGUGAGCCAAGAUGAUCUUUUGUUACGCUCAGAACUGGUUUUAAUUGAUACGCUGACACGCUGGAGCCGAGCCAAAUGUCGGCGAAAAAAUAUCGAACUCACCUUAGAAAACGAACGGUCCGUUUUACGUGAACUUUGCUAUGCACCGAGAUAUUUAAUGCUAAGUUCAAGCGAAUUUGAAUUGGCCAGUAACAAUAUUCGAUUUUUAGAUCUGGUCGAACUGAAAUUGAUUCGAGAAGCAUUUGAUGACAAAAACUCAGGUUCAACUGUAGAACAAACAAACAUGUUGAACAAUUUUAGAAAACCACGACCAAAAUAUACACACAUGCCAAUCUAUUUAAGUCCACGAAGUCACCCAAAAAACUAUUCAAGACAAAUGCGCCGAAAUGAUCGCAACGAUAGUGAUGGAUCAUCGUGUUUUCUAGAUUGUUUAGCAGCUUUCAUUUUUCUAUGUGAUUAA